Molecule: messenger RNA, 1476 nt
Organism: Phaethon lepturus (White-tailed tropicbird)
Lineage: Eukaryota; Metazoa; Chordata; Aves; Phaethontiformes; Phaethontidae
Gene: AGTR1
Product: angiotensin II receptor, type 1
Exons: 2
Coding region: 140-1216 (358 amino acids)
Biological process (GO): regulation of vasoconstriction; G protein-coupled receptor signaling pathway; immune response
Cellular component (GO): membrane
Molecular function (GO): angiotensin type II receptor activity
Source: RefSeq, a predicted model, not a curated record
UGUCUUCUCUUCACUUGCAUGAACCCACACCGCUAACAUGAUUAGAUUUUUGCCUGAAUAGGAGGAUUGAGUAUGGCCCGAGGCAGGUGUGAACUUCAUAUUUUCUCCCUGAAACUAGGUUACAGCUGAAGAGAUCAAGAUGGUCCCAAAUUACUCUGAAGAAACGGUUAAAAGAAUCCAUGUCGAUUGUCCCGUUUCAGGAAGGCACAGUUACAUCUACAUUAUGGUUCCAACUGUUUACAGCAUCAUCUUUAUCAUAGGCAUAUUUGGGAACAGCCUGGUUGUUAUUGUUAUUUACUGCUAUAUGAAAUUAAAAACAGUAGCCAGCAUCUUUCUUCUAAACCUGGCACUGGCUGACUUGUGUUUUUUAAUAACUCUGCCACUCUGGGCAGCCUACACGGCCAUGGAGUACCAGUGGCCUUUUGGCAACUGUUUGUGUAAAUUAGCAUCAGCGGGGAUAAGUUUCAACCUGUAUGCCAGCGUGUUCCUCCUGACAUGCCUUAGUAUUGAUCGGUACUUGGCCAUCGUACACCCAGUGAAGUCCCGAAUUCGACGUACCAUGUUUGUUGCCAGAAUAACUUGCAUUGCCAUCUGGCUUCUUGCUGGUGUGGCCAGUUUGCCUGUCAUCAUUCAUCGUAACAUAUUCUUUGCUGAGAACUUGAACAUGACAGUCUGUGGUUUUCGGUAUGACAACAAUAACACAACGCUCCGGGUCGGGUUAGGUUUAUCCAAAAAUUUGCUGGGCUUUUUAAUUCCUUUUCUGAUCAUAUUAACAAGCUACACCUUAAUCUGGAAGACCCUGAAGAAGGCCUAUCAAAUUCAAAAACAUAAGACCAGAAAUGAUGAUAUUUUUAAGAUGAUUGUGGCAAUAGUAUUUUUCUUUUUCUUUUCCUGGAUUCCUCAUCAAGUAUUCACUUUUCUGGAUGUAUUAAUUCAAUUACAUGUAAUAACAGACUGCAAAAUCACCGAUAUUGUGGAUACGGCUAUGCCCUUCACCAUUUGCAUCGCUUACUUUAACAACUGUUUGAAUCCUUUUUUUUAUGUGUUUUUUGGAAAAAACUUUAAAAAAUACUUCCUUCAGCUAAUAAAAUACAUUCCACCAAAUGUCAGCACACAUCCAAGCCUAACAACAAAAAUGAGCUCCCUCUCGUAUCGGCCACCAGAAAAUAUACGCUUGCCCACUAAAAAGACUGCUGGGUCUUUCGACACCGAGUGACAUGUUUUGCAAUAUACUUUUUUUUGAACAAUCUUGUGAAUGAAGCAGCAAGAAUGACAAAACUCAUCUGCAGUCCUGAACAUCACAGCCUACUGCUCAUCACAGAAACAUUAGAUCACCUCAGAGAAAUCAUACUGUAAAGAUUUAGCAGUGGCCUUUUAUUUUACAUUGUGAAGAGGACUGCUUGGUUUUAAUUUUUUCUUCACUGAAAGCAACAUAAAUGGUGGACAGGCGUGUCAGCGUUUCUGUCAGCAUCCUGC